Erigeron canadensis is the source of this 1203-nucleotide messenger RNA. Its product is annotated as replication protein A 32 kDa subunit B-like. The transcript is spliced from 10 exons. The record is from RefSeq and is a predicted model, not a curated record. Bases 209 to 1042 code for a protein of 277 amino acids. Gene Ontology annotation, molecular function: DNA binding. Lineage: Eukaryota; Viridiplantae; Streptophyta; Magnoliopsida; Asterales; Asteraceae. Gene Ontology annotation, biological process: nucleotide-excision repair; DNA replication; double-strand break repair via homologous recombination. Gene Ontology annotation, cellular component: nucleus; chromosome, telomeric region; site of double-strand break.
AUUAGUCUUCCUUCCUUGGGACGCUUUGGACCUAAACUCUCCGAGAAAAAAGGGGAAGAAAUUGGCGGGAAUAUAAUUUCUUAAUUUCUAAAUUCUAAUCCUUUUCGUAUUUAAACCCCCCCCCCCCAAAAAAAAUAUCUUCAUUCACAACAAUCAUUUCUUUCACACUUAAUUUUUAUCUCCAAACACAAAAUCUGAGAUCAGAAAAAUGUACAACGGCGCCGACUUCGACGGCAACGCCGCCUUUUCCGGCGGCGGUUUCAUGCCUUCUCAGACCACUCAAACUACCGAGCAUCAACCUACUACUUUCACUAAGAAUAAUACACAAAGCCUAAUUCCGUUAACCGUCAAGCAAAUUAACAAAGCCUUGUUAUCAAAUGAUGAUAAAAUCAAUUUUCUCAUUGAUGGCGUUGAUGUUAAUAACGUUAGGCUGGUGGGAAUGGUGUGGAACAAGAUGGAGAGGGUCACUGAUAUAUCGUUUAUACUUGAUGAUGGUACUGGUCGUAUUGACUGCAACAGGUGGGUAAAUGACCCACUAGACACAAAGGAGAUGGAUGCGAUAAUGGAGGGGAUGUAUGUCCGAAUUCAUGGUCAACUGAAAGGCUUUCAGGGGAAAAAGCAGCUGAUGGUCUUUGGUGUCAAGCCUGUGACUGAUUUUGAUGAGAUCACACAUCAUUUUGUUGAAUGUAUGUAUGUUCACUCUUACAACACAAAGCUAAUGAAGCAACAAGCUAGUAGCAGUAAUCAAGCUCAUAUGCCAGGUUCAGCCAUGAACACACAAACGUACCAAACUGCCCCUGCAAAUCAUUUUGCUGGUAAAUAUGAGACCGAAGCACUAACAGGAGUUGAUAAAAUGGUGUUAAAUUAUCUGCAGCUCCCUGGUAGUCUAUCAAGAGAUAAGGGUGUACACCAAGAGGAACUUGUUAGUCAGCUAAACUUGCCUUUGGACACGAUAAGGAAGUCACUUGACACUCUGACAGUAGAGGCCUUGGUUUACAACACUAUUGAUGACUAUCACUUCAAGACCACUGGAAAUGCCUGAUAUUUGUUUUUGUCAGUUUAGUAUUAUAUUAUAAUUAUGGGAAUGUUUUAAGUGGCGGAUGGUUGAAUAACCUGUCUUCCUGGUUGCUCUUCUAAAACGUAUCAUGCUUAGCGACAUUUUUCAUUUCAAAAUAUAGUUGGGUAACUCUAGUUUUCAUUAAA